Molecule: messenger RNA, 2713 nt
Organism: Lepus europaeus (European hare)
Lineage: Eukaryota; Metazoa; Chordata; Mammalia; Lagomorpha; Leporidae
Gene: DLST
Product: dihydrolipoamide S-succinyltransferase
Exons: 15
Coding region: 40-1392 (450 amino acids)
Biological process (GO): tricarboxylic acid cycle
Cellular component (GO): oxoglutarate dehydrogenase complex
Molecular function (GO): dihydrolipoyllysine-residue succinyltransferase activity
Source: RefSeq, a predicted model, not a curated record
UAUAUCCGGUGUCCGCCCGCCCUCAGCGCUGCUGUCGCGAUGCUGUCCCGGUCCCGCUGCGUGUCCCGGGCGUUCAGCCGCUCGCUUUCCGCCCUCCAGAAGGGGAACUGCCCUCUAGGGAGACGCUCCCUGCCUGGGGUCUCCUUAUGUCAGGGACCAGGUUGCCCUGACAGCAGGAAGAUUGUCAUUAACAACACUAGUGUCUUCAGUGUUCGCUUCUUCAGAACUACAGCUGUGUGCAAGAAUGAUGUGAUUACAGUCAAAACGCCAGCAUUUGCAGAAUCUGUCACAGAGGGAGAUGUCAGGUGGGAGAAAGCUGUUGGAGACACAGUUGCAGAAGAUGAAGUGGUUUGUGAGAUUGAAACUGAUAAGACAUCUGUGCAGGUUCCGUCACCGGCCCAUGGCGUGAUUGAAGCUCUUUUGGUACCUGAUGGGGGGAAGGUUGAAGGAGGCACCCCUCUCUUCACGCUCAGGAAAACUGGUGCUGCUCCUGCUAAGCCCAAGCCAGCUGAAGCCCCUGCUGCAGCCCCAAAAGCAGAGCCUGCACCAUCAGCAGCUCCUCCUCCCCCUGCAGCCCCCAUGCCCACUCGGAUGCCACCCGUGCCCUCGCCCUCACAACCUCCUUCCAGCAAACCGGUGUCUGCAGUAAAACCCACUGCUGCUGCUCCACCAGCUGAACCAGGUGUGCGGACCGAACAUCGGGAGAAAAUGAACAGGAUGCGGCAGCGCAUCGCUCAGCGUCUGAAGGAGGCCCAGAACACGUGUGCGAUGCUGACGACUUUCAAUGAGAUUGACAUGAGUAACAUCCAGGAGAUGAGAGCUCGGCACAAAGAGGCUUUUCUGAAGAAGCACAACCUCAAGCUCGGCUUCAUGUCGGCGUUUGUGAAGGCCUCGGCCUUCGCCUUGCAGGAGCAGCCGAUCGUGAAUGCCGUGAUUGAUGAUUCAACCAAAGAGGUGGUGUACAGGGACUAUAUUGACAUCAGUGUUGCGGUGGCCACACCACGGGGUCUGGUGGUUCCUGUCAUCAGGAAUGUGGAAACUAUGAAUUAUGCUGAUAUUGAACGCACCAUCAGUGAACUGGGAGAGAAGGCUCGAAAGAAUGAACUUGCCAUUGAAGAUAUGGAUGGAGGUACUUUCACCAUUAGCAACGGAGGUGUUUUCGGCUCGCUGUUCGGAACACCCAUUAUCAACCCCCCUCAGUCUGCCAUCCUGGGCAUGCACGCCAUCUUUGACAGGCCAGUGGCCGUGGGAGGCAAGGUGGAAGUGCGGCCCAUGAUGUUUGUGGCAUUGACCUACGACCACCGGCUGAUUGAUGGCAGAGAGGCUGUGACUUUUCUCCGAAAAAUCAAGGCAGCAGUAGAGGAUCCCAGAGUCCUCCUCCUGGACCUUUAGGAGGAAGCCACACGCCCUACAAAUCGACCAUGCAGGAACUGAAAACCAGUCUUCUCCCUGUCCCCUGUGGGUCCUGGGUUAGCCUGGUGACAGGCAGGCACAUGCUGUUGGCCUCGAAGCCAGGGCACUAUGUAAACCAGCAGUCACAGGUCUUCUCUUGGUUUCCUGCCGGGCUCUCUCUCUCUCUGCUCACUCCUCUUACCCUCAGAUACCUUACAUCCUUAGGCUUGUAGAGAGGGAGAGAGCCUUCGUGGAUGCACGCUGAUACUCCUGCCUUUCCGCCAGCAGCCCUCUGCAGAGACCCGGCAGUGUGCCGGUGGGAAGUCCCUGUGUGAGAGCCUGCUCCAGACGUCCGGGGGUGCCUGCCUCCGCUCAGGAGCCUCUCCCGCUGCGCACCUCCUCACUGGAUUCCAGCUGCGUGCAGGUUUUGAGCACAGGCCGAGAAGGGCUGCUUUGCUGCUUCAGUGGCGCUGUCAUUCUCGGCUGUGGUUGGUUUUAAGGUGCCUCUUCUACCUCUGCAGGAAGCACAUGCCAGGGGAUCUGGAUGGGAGGGGUGGGGAGUGAGGGGUCCCCUGAGGCCCUGUGUUAUAAACAGAAGUCGGGGCAGGGCCCGGGCUGCCUUCAACAGUUGUAGGCCCACACCAGGAAAACUUGUUUUGGCACAGUCACAGCUGUGGUCAUGCCAACCCUCUCCAGGCUGCUAGGAACCACUCUGGAACAUUGAUGUCAUUUAGAGCAGAUUCUAGCGUAUCCUGGUCGUGGGACAGGGUGUGGGACAGAGGGUGCCCUGGUGGAGCCAGGGGAGGGGAGGCUUCCUCUGGGCCAGCUCAGGUUGACUGGUGCUCAGACUCCAGCUGGCAUAAACACGUGGACUGGGCGGCCCUUCUCAUCUUCCUGCUGUGGCCUGGGGAGGGGAGGGCCUGCUGUUUCCUGCAGGACACAGAUCUCGGGGUGGAGAGGACAGAGGGGCAACCAGCCUUAGGGUGUUCGUAUAGCCUGGUGAAAUACUGCUGGUGUCUCUGAGGGACUGCCCCGUGGGUCUGGGCACAGCACGGAGAAUGCUCUGGGGCUCCAUGACUCCAGCCAGAUCCAGGCCUGAGGCCGCUGACACUUGACACCGGGGCCAUCGGUUAGUGAGCAGCAGACUUUGUAUCUUGAGCCAAGAAGCAAGACCUGGAGGUGGGGGAGGGGGCAGGGGUGGGAGCCGAUACUGAGUGCCUGCAGCAUCUACGACUGUCUUCACAGCUCAGAACUUGUAACUAAAAUAUUUAAAGAAUCGGAUUUUGAAUGAAAAUUAAAGGGCAAAUGUUCUCAAACGAGG